This is a messenger RNA of Saccostrea cuccullata (small rock oyster), 508 nucleotides long. Its product is annotated as C-type lectin domain family 4 member G-like. The transcript is spliced from 4 exons. The record is from RefSeq and is a predicted model, not a curated record. NCBI's taxonomy places the organism in Eukaryota, Metazoa, Mollusca, Bivalvia, Ostreida, Ostreidae. Bases 40 to 507 code for a protein of 155 amino acids.
GGAUUGCUAUUUAACGAUAAACUUAAAAUCUGUAAUGUGAUGGUGUGUCUGCUAAAUACGAGAUUUCUUGAAGAAAGAGAUGGAUGGAAGUUUUUUGGAAAUUAUAAAGCUUGUGAGUCUGGAUGGUAUCCUUUUGCGGGCCACUGUUAUUACCUGAAUGAAACAAAAGUAACGUGGAAAGCUGCCAAGACCCAGUGUACAGUGCAGAACUCUUACUUAGUAGAGGUGAAUUCAGCAAAGGAGUACAAAUGGAUAUCAGAAAUGUUUUUGUCCGAAAAUGGAAAUGGGAACAAUACUCUUAUAACCACUACGUGGAUAGGAGCAAGAAGGAAAAACGAUAAUGUAACAUGGGUCCAAAGCAAUGAACCCGUCCUUCAGUCAUGGGUAGCGAGCAGUCUUGAUGGAAGAGGAAACUGUGUGUUCAUGAAAUAUACAGGCCAUUGGAUUGAUGUUAGUUGCGGCUCGGCCAAGCACCUGCACGCCUCUGUCUGUGAAAAAAUGGUGUAAA